AUGGACUCCUCUAACCUCACGACGGCAGAAGCCGAUUUCUCCAAGCUUUCUACAAACGACAAGCAAGAGCUGCGACAGUUUAUUGCGAACGAGAAUCAAAAAGCUGUCAUUCAAAACUCUAUACACGUCCUGACUGAUGUUUGUUGGCGAAAAUGCAUACCCGGGGCAAUCCGUGGUGGUAAAUUGGACAAGAAUGAAGAAAAUUGCGCUCAAAGUUGUGUGGAACGUUUUAUGGAUGCAAAGUUUACGUUCCUCGCACACCUUGAUAAGUUACGACAGCAGACAUAG
Messenger RNA from Blumeria graminis f. sp. triticale, 288 nucleotides. The record is from the annotation of a GenBank genome assembly. Lineage: Eukaryota; Fungi; Ascomycota; Leotiomycetes; Helotiales; Erysiphaceae.